CUCUCCAGUGGUUUACCUACUUACGUCCUAAAGUUGACCAUUAACAAAAUUAAUGAUUAAAUAAAAGUGCAGUUUGUGUCUACAUGUGUAUUUUGAGAUAUUUGAAUGGUUUCAACGAUGGCGUCGUUCCUAUGUUUCGUUUGCCAUAGCACGAUCAACUCUAUAACAAACGAGGUGACGCGCGAGAAAUAUCGCGAAGUAAUAGGAAUGAAUUUAUGUCAGGAUUCGCAUUUGUGCCAUAUAUGCAGACACAUACUCAACAAAUUAUGGUUAUUCAGAUCUAAAUGUCUGAAGAGGAGUUCUGAGUAUCCUAGUUUGUUCAGUGAAGAUGUUCCUAUACGUUUGCAAAGAACCGACACGGAAUGCCACAUACUGUGCCCGAAGUCUGACUCAUGCCAAACCUUACAGACCGGGUAUAGCUCCCAAUACGUUUGUGAUGAACGAAAUUUGAACGAGAAUCGUAAAGACGCAGAUGAUUAUCACGUACACCAGCUGCAAGAUGAAAGGAAUUACAUUGAUUACUACGAAGAUCUAGAUGCGCUAAAUGAAUUUUACGGUAACGAUAAUCCGAUUGUUGAUAAAGAGAAAGGUGCUAACGCUUUAAACGGUUUAGACGAUGAUAAUAUUGAUGGCGAAAUCGAAGGUAGCGUGCCAGAACAAAUAAAAAUUCAAAAUGAAUUUAUUGAAGAUCACGUGCAGAUGAUAAAUGAUGAUGGAAAUGAGGGAUCAGCUAAAUUGGACGAUACGAAAACGAGGAAGGUCAAAAACAAGAGGCAGAAAAAGAUUUUAACUGAUCUAGAAGAGCAGAAAGCGGUUUUGGAUGCUAUGAGGAAAGGGAAGAAGUAUUUAGAGGCGGAAUUCAAAUGUUAUAAUUGCGCUGUUGGAUUCCUAUUUAAGGACACUUAUCAGGCGCAUAUGAUGAGACACGAAGAGUCAAAUGGUGAAUAUCGUUGCGAGGUGUGCACCCUACGUUUUGCGUGUGCGUCCGUUUUGCGCGCGCACAGCAAGACUCAUAGCCUAGAACGUUCUAGACGACGGGUUAAAGUCGACGCGAACGGUACGCAAGUCCCUUGUCACUUGUGCGGAAGGAUUUUCAUGGAUACGACAAAUUUGAAACAGCACCUAAAGAGAUUCCACAAUCAGAAGAACAAUAACCGCACGUAUUCGUGCAGCGUCUGCGGGAAGAGCUACAGCAACCAGGGAGCGGUCCGGACACAUAUGAUUAAACACAUCAACAGAAAGUUCAACUGCGACAAAUGCCCAUCGACAUUCAGCAGUCCGUACACCCUGAACCAGCACAAGAAGAAGCAUGAUGACGUCACAGCGCUGCAUCAUUGUGAGACGUGUGACGUCACGUACAACAGCCGGAAGAGUCUCAUGGCCCACAAGAGGAAUACCUUUGCGCAUCAGCAGACUGUUUUCGCCUGUCGGGCGUGCAACAGGCUGUGUCCUACGAAACGCUCCCUGGAAUCGCACAUGGCCGCCGUCCACUCGGCGACGAAGGACUUCUGUUGCGAAGUCUGCGACGCUAGGUACACGAAUCGAAAGUCUUGGGUGCGACACGUGGCGACCCACGACCCGAGCAGAGCCAAAGAGGUCUUCAUAUGCUACCGGUGCCCGAAGACUUUUAAGUCCCGAAGCAUGCUAACCCGGCAUCUGAAGAAAGUUUGCGAGAAAGAAAAGUUGAUAAUCGAAGAAAAUAAUUACUAUCAAGAAAACGUUUCUAAUUUAUAAUGCAAAUAAUGAUAAUAAUGUUGAUGAAUUAAUAAAGACUAUAUUUGGGAUCCUGUAUUCAAACGCUCCUGUAUAAGCGAUAUUAAAUGUCACAAAAAAAAUGAAGUUUAUGUAUACUAUAAUAAAUUAUUU
Bombyx mandarina (wild silkworm) is the source of this 1866-nucleotide messenger RNA. RefSeq lists its product as uncharacterized. NCBI's taxonomy places the organism in Eukaryota, Metazoa, Arthropoda, Insecta, Lepidoptera, Bombycidae. Gene Ontology annotation, molecular function: DNA-binding transcription factor activity, RNA polymerase II-specific; RNA polymerase II cis-regulatory region sequence-specific DNA binding. The record is from RefSeq and is a predicted model, not a curated record. Gene Ontology annotation, biological process: regulation of transcription by RNA polymerase II.